Folsomia candida is the source of this 2345-nucleotide messenger RNA. Its product is annotated as WD repeat-containing protein 43. Gene Ontology annotation, cellular component: nucleolus. Bases 206 to 2149 code for a protein of 647 amino acids. Gene Ontology annotation, molecular function: protein binding. Lineage: Eukaryota; Metazoa; Arthropoda; Collembola; Entomobryomorpha; Isotomidae. The transcript has 8 exons. The record is from RefSeq and is a predicted model, not a curated record. Gene Ontology annotation, biological process: maturation of SSU-rRNA from tricistronic rRNA transcript (SSU-rRNA, 5.8S rRNA, LSU-rRNA).
AUGAACAAUUUUCUAAUGCUACCUCGUGUUCUCUCCAGGCACACGAUCACACAUCUUCCAAUCCUCUUAUCUUUUGUCGUCGUUAGCACGCAGUUGGUAAAAAAUACUAAAAAAUAAGUUCUUUCUUAUCGGCGUUUUGUUGGACCCGUCAAUAAGUUUGGCUUGGCUGGGUAAUUUUAAAUAUAAACAAAGAAGAUUUAGAAUUAUGGAUAAAGCUAGAUUCUCCCCGUCUGGAGAGUUCCUAUCUGUUUGUGGCUCAGAUGGCAGACUUCGUAUUUGGGACACGAAAGGAAAGUCCAGCUGUUUGAAGCAAGAGUUUGUCCCAUCGGCUCACUUAUCGGCGACUUGUACUUGCAUUGAAUGGGCGCCUUCUAGUAGUACAAGCAAUGCGAAAAAUGGGGCACAGGAUAAGAGGAAGAGAAAGAAACGAUGUUUUGAAGGGGACCUAGUGGCAAUGGGGACUGCCGAUGGGUCGCUGUUGCUGUACAGCGUUGCUAAAUCCCAACUGCUGGCACAUUCUAAACAAGCCCAUUCCGGCCCCAUUACCGGUCUUACAUGGAAUCUUAAUACACUUUCUUUGUAUUCUUGUGGCGAAGAUGGUUUUAUUGUUGAAUGGGAUGCAGAGAAUGCAAAAAGUCUGAGUCGUUGGAAAGGAGGAAAAGGACCCUUAUCCUGCAUUUCCAUCUUCAAGGACAUGCUCCUCUCAUCCGGAAGGGGGAUAACUUUAUGGAACUUGGAAACGAAGACGUCCGUUAUGAACUUCAUGGGGCAGCCAUCCACAGUUUCUCAAAUUCAACAAAUUCCCAACACCGAUUACUUUGUUACAAUGAGUUUAAAAGAAACGCAUCUUCAAAUUUGGUCAAAAUCUGAACAGAGUGCAGUAGCUACGUUAAUGCUGAUGGAAAACCCAAGGCAGUUCUGCGUCGUAUCCCCUUCGGGUGGGAAAGUAUCAGUUUCCGCUGUGACAGAAAAUGGCACGCUGUGCACUUUUAGUCACAAAUUAAAUGGGCCUUUGAGAAAACCACUUGCUCCAACUUGUAUUCUUACUGUGAUGGACGCUCAUGAACCUACAACAGUGGUUCCUGUGCUAUCCUGUUUUUUGACUAACGAAGAUGAAUCGUCGGCGGAGGUUAAAAUAGCAUACGGAAGUUGGUCAAAGUUACAAUUUGACUCAAUGGCUGUAAAAUAUCUCCAAGACAAAGUGACAAUCAAAAGAGAGUUUGUCCUCAAGUCUAAAGUUUCAAAACAUAAACAAAAACAGAAGGAUACAGAUAUUGAGACUGAUGUCAUGACUGAGGUUCCGAGUGACGCAAAACAUUUACAGCCUGGUUCAGACAUUGGGCUAAUAAAACCCUUAGACGGGAAAGGCAAAAAACGAAAGAAAAAUCAAGGGUCCAAUAAAGAUGAAGAAGAGCUACCAAUGGAGGAUAGACUAAGUAAUUUGACUAUUGAUGCACCUUCAUCUGGUGGAAUUCCUGACGGAAAUAAUUUAGCUCAUCUUUUGAGCCAGGGGCUUCAUAGUAAAGACGCUAAAAUAUUGCAAUCAGUCCUGUCUCGCUGGGAUCAAGAUGCCAUCGAUAACUCCAUUAGAAGUCUUCCUGUACAAAUGAUUGUUCCACUAUUGAAUGAAAUCAAGAAAAUGGUAUCUAAUAAGCCAAUGCUAAAUCAUAGUGUAAUCAAAUGGCUCAAAGCCAUUUUUAAAGUUCAUUCUGCAUUUUUAAUGUCGUGCCCGUCUUCAGAAGAUAUGUUGGGACCAUUUAUCAGCCUACUUCAUUCUCGAGAAAUUCUGUAUCCACAAAUGUGCCAAUUGAAAGGAAAACUUGAGUUAAUUAAAGGAAAUAUCGAGUCAAAGGAACAUAAAACGGAAAUUCCAAAUGAGGCUCUGCUUGUAUACCAUGAUGAAUCAUCUGAGGAUGGCGAGGACGAGGAUAUGAUACCAUCUGAAUCAGAGGAAUUUUUUGGAUCAGACGAUUUAGUAGAGGACGACUCGGAAAGUGAUGAUUCUGGGGAUGAGCAAAUGGGCUCUGGUGGUGGCGAUGGAGAUGACACAGAUUCAGGAAGUAGUGAUGACGAACAGACUGUUAGUAAAACACCAGUUUCGAAAAUGAAUGGAGGAAAUGAAAGUGACUCUAUGGAAGAUGACGAAUGAUAAUAAUCAGUGUAAACGUGUGAUUAUAAUCUGAGUGUGAAAUUUUUAUGGUUUGCGUAAAUGUUGUUCUGCUCUGAUCACACAAUAACCGACAGUUUACGAUAAUUUAUGUGUUGUUAAGAUAUGACAUGUACGAGUUUUAUUUCUAUAAACAGAGAUUUAAUAAACGCUAAAUUAAUUAGCCCAUAAGCAUUAA